CAGCCCGUUGGGUUCCCCAAACGAUGACAGCCGCGUGCAAAUAUUCAUUAACAGACCUUGGGCUGCAGCAGCAUCUUGGGAGGUGGUGUGUGUGUGUGUGAUGGUCUUGCGGGGUGACUUGAGUUCUCACAACAGGUUGCUAUGACGGGUUGCUUUUCCUUCCUGCCAAGCCCGUAAGCAAUACUUUCAGCGUCCGCCAAGAUGGGGGCGACCGCAGCCUUCCCUUCAAAGAUCCUGACCCUGAAUUAGGGAGAGGAGAUCUUUUUUUUUUCCCAGGGAGGGUGGGAAAGGCCGAAUAUGGGCUGCGUGUGUUUCCGAAGGCCUGGCUGCAGAACUGUGAGAUCCGUCGUUCUCAACAUCCCCGGGGUGACAACCCAAGGGACCCCCCUCGAGCCAUGACGUUUGCCGAACUUCUCGACCGGAUCGGGGGCAUGGGGCGCUUCCAGGUCCUUCACGUGGCCCUGCUGGUCACCCCCGUCCUCUUGACCGCCAGCCACAAUUUGCUCCAGAACUUCUCGGCCGCCGUCCCCGACCACCACUGUCGGAUCCGGUGGGCCGGCAACGCCUCCGAAUGGCCGGCAAACCGGACUCAGAGGAUGAGCCUCCAGGAAGACCUCCUGCAGGUUGCCAUCCCCCAGGAUGCCACCGGGAAGCCGGAGAAAUGCCGGCGAUUUGUCACGCCCCGCUGGCAUCUCCUCGCCACCAACGCCAGCCGCAACGGGACGCCAGAGCCGAUGGAGACGGAGCCGUGCCACGACGGGUGGAUCUAUGACCGAAGUGUUUUUACAAACACCAUCAUCAUGGAGUGGGACCUAGUGUGUAACCUGCGGACCCGAAGACAGAUGGCUCAAUCGAUUUACAUGGGUGGCGUCCUGGUGGGCGCUCUCGUGUUUGGGACCCUUGCCGACAGGUUUGGGCGCAAAGCCGUACUCAGCUGGUCCUACCUGCAGAUGGCUGUUUCAGGCGUGUGCACAGCGUUUUCGCCAAGUCUCACGGCCUAUUGUGUCUUCCGUUUCCUGGUCGGGAUGGCGCUCUCUGGGAUCGUCCUGAACUGCAUGUCCUUAGUCCUUGAAUGGGUGCCCACGAAAGUCCGCACGGUGGCCGGGACGGUGGUAGGAUACAGCGCAACCCUCGGUCAAAUCAUUCUUCCUGGGCUGGCCUACGCCCUGCCGGACUGGCGGUGGCUCCAGUUUGCUGCUUCGAUGCCGUUUUUUGCCUUUUUCAUAUACUCUUGGUGGUUUGCAGAAUCCGCCCGCUGGCUGGUCCUCUCGGGCAAAGUGGAGAAGGCAGUGGAGGUGCUGAAGAAGGUCGCCCAGUUCAACGGCAAGAAGGAUGAAGGGGAAAAGCUCACCACAGAGGUCCUGAAGUCCAACAUGCAGAAAGAACUGGCCUUGGCACAAACCUCUUACACUCUGGUCAGCUUGGCCCGUACACCCACCGUGCGACGCAUCUCGUGUUGCAUUUCCAGCGUAUGGUUUGCGACCAGUUUUGCCUACUAUGGCUUGGCCAUGGACCUCCAGAAUUUCGGCUUCAGCAUCUACCUGAUCCAGGUGGCCUUUGGCUCCAUCGACAUCCCAGCCAAGCUGGGCUCGGCCGUCGGCAUGAGCUACAUCGGGCGGAGAACCACGCAAGCGUCUUCCGUCAUCCUGGCAGGCUUGGCCAUCCUGGCCAAUACGUUUGUGCCCCAAGAGUUACGGACCCUCAGGACCUCUUUGGCGGUGCUCGGCAAAGGGUGUCUGGCAUCAUCUUUCAAUUGCCUCUACCUCUACACGGGGGAGCUGUACCCUACCGUGAUCAGACAGACCGGGAUGGGGCUGGGCAGCACCCUGGCUCGCGUGGGGGGCAUAGUGGCACCAAUGGUAAAAAUGACCGGGGAAUAUCUCCCAUACCUUCCACCGAUCAUAUAUGGGACAGCCCCGAUCUUGUCUGGGAUUGCCGCCAUCUUCCUGCCGGAGACCCUCAACAUGCCUCUUCCAGACACCAUUGAAGAAGUCGAGAACAGAAAUUCGCCCGAGCGAAGGCUCCCCACCAGGGGCCAAGAGCGGGUUUUGCUCCAGAAGAUGGACCAGGAGGUGGCUCCAGGACGGGGGUAAAGAGAAUUAAAUGAGAAGCAAACCACUGGGAAUUCUCACUGCCUCAUAAGCUGACCUCGAGUUUUCGUUUGUGUGGGGGCACAUCUGUGGAAAUCUACGGGGACUAAAUAAACCAGGCAAAUUAACUGCAGAUACCACGUCCCUCUGGAAAACGGAUCGGAGCAGAGCACUGAAUGUCGAAGAUCUGGCAGGGCCAUUGCUCUUUCACUGCCCUCAAGAGCACACGGAUGAUGACCUGGGCACCUCAAUUUUAAUUUAUGAAGGUUGAAGGGCCCAUGAAAUACCACAUGGAAAAUAAAAUCC
Messenger RNA from Pogona vitticeps (central bearded dragon), 2396 nucleotides. Its product is annotated as solute carrier family 22 member 6-A. NCBI's taxonomy places the organism in Eukaryota, Metazoa, Chordata, Lepidosauria, Squamata, Agamidae. The record is from RefSeq and is a predicted model, not a curated record. Gene Ontology annotation, molecular function: transmembrane transporter activity. Gene Ontology annotation, cellular component: membrane. Gene Ontology annotation, biological process: transmembrane transport.